AUGAAAUUUUUGAUUGCUGUUGGCAUUGAUGCAAACGGAAAUAUUUUUCCACUUGCGUAUGCUAUAGUUGCACGUGAGAGCUAUGAGUCAUGGACUUGGUUUCUCAGUUUAUUAUGGAGACAUGUUGUUUGUGAUAGAAAAGGCAUUGGACUAAUUUCUGACCGUCACCAAGGGAUCUUGCAAUGUGUAAUGACACAUGAAUGGUUACAGCCACCCACCACACAUCAUAGAUUUUGUGAUCGACAUUUAAAAAGAAACUUUAACAAAAAGUUUCUUAACUCUGAUCUUGAGAAGCUAAUGUGGUUGGAUGCUACAGAGCACCGGAAGAAGAAAUACCAAAUGAGGAUGCAACAAAUCAAAACUUUGUCACCUGCAAUGCAUAUGUGGUUAAGCGAGCUUUCGAAGGAAAAAUGGACAUUGUAUAAGGACGGUGGUUAUAGGUGGGGGGCUAUGACGACAAAUGUCUCUGAGUCUUACAACAGUUUAUUGAAGAAAGACUGUGGAUUGCCUGUUACUGCCAUGAUUCACUGGACCUUUAAAAAUAUUGUUGAUCAUUUUGUUAAAAGAAGCGCCCUUGCUGCUCUGCCAAUGGUAAAUAAGAAGACUUGGCCGCCCGGUGUUGAUAAGAAGUUCCAUGAAUAUUGGGAUAGGGCCGCCAUGCACACUGAUAUGAUGAACUACAACAUUGUGACUGGGGUCUUCGAGAUUCUGACAUUUGCACACGAAGGUAAGGGUGGAAAUGUCCAUAAAGUCUCUAACAAUGGAAAAAAAUGUUCGUGUGGGAAGUGGAAAAACUACCACAUUCCAUGUUCCCAUGCAAUUAAAUUCUGUCGGAUCCGUAAAAUUCAGCCUAAGGACUAUGUUAGCAAGUACUACAGUUGUAGGUAUUACAAGCAAACAUACAGUGGAAAGUUUUCUCCCUUAGGUGAUGAGGCAUAUUGGCCUGCAACGUGCGAUUUGUUGCUGCAGCUUGUUCUUCAGCGAGCUUAA
Messenger RNA from Lycium barbarum (goji berry), 990 nucleotides. RefSeq lists its product as uncharacterized. The record is from RefSeq and is a predicted model, not a curated record. The coding region runs from base 1 to 990 and encodes 329 amino acids. The transcript has 2 exons. Gene Ontology annotation, molecular function: zinc ion binding. NCBI's taxonomy places the organism in Eukaryota, Viridiplantae, Streptophyta, Magnoliopsida, Solanales, Solanaceae.